This is a messenger RNA of Tripterygium wilfordii, 1071 nucleotides long. RefSeq names its product vacuolar protein sorting-associated protein 28 homolog 2. The coding region runs from base 282 to 911 and encodes 209 amino acids. The record is from RefSeq and is a predicted model, not a curated record. Gene Ontology annotation, cellular component: ESCRT I complex. The transcript has 2 exons. NCBI's taxonomy places the organism in Eukaryota, Viridiplantae, Streptophyta, Magnoliopsida, Celastrales, Celastraceae. Gene Ontology annotation, molecular function: protein-containing complex binding. Gene Ontology annotation, biological process: protein transport to vacuole involved in ubiquitin-dependent protein catabolic process via the multivesicular body sorting pathway.
GACGGAGAUGCCGUAAGCAGUAAUAAUAAAUUAGAUACCACACGCAACCGGAUCCUCUCUCUCUCCGUUUCGCAUUACAAAAAAUCUUCCCUCUUUCUCUCUCCUCUGCAAUUCCAGAGAGCUUCACAUAAUUCAAAGCCGCGUUUCUAGCUGUCUUAAAGAAGAUUUCUUCUCUUUGCGCGUGUCCUGUUCUCUUCUCCAAUCCUCUACUCACCCAAGAGCAUCGAUUUAUCUUACUAAAGCGUAUAUCUACGUAAAUAAAUAUAUACAUAAUAGCAAAAAUGGAGGUCAAACUAUGGAACGACAAGCGCGAGAGAGAAAUGUAUGAGAAUUUUGCUGAGCUUUAUGCUAUUAUAAAAGCCACAGAGAAGCUAGAGAAGGCAUAUAUUCGUGACAUUAUAUCCUCGUCUGAAUAUGAAACUGAAUGCCAAAAGCUUAUUGCCCACUUCAAAACCUUGGCUUCCACACUCAAAGACAUAGUUCCUAGCAUUGAGCGCUUUGCAGACACUUACAAAAUGGAUUGCCCAGCAGCUAUAAACCGCCUUGUGACCUCUGGGGUGCCUGCCACAGUGGAGCACCGGGCUGCUGCUGGAGCCUCAUCACCCACUUCUGCUGCCAUUGUCGCAGAGUGUGUACAGAAUUUCAUCACUGCAAUGGAUUCACUGAAACUGAAUAUGGUUGCCGUGGAUCAGGUGCACCCUUUGCUCUCAGACCUCUCUGCAUCACUUACUAAGCUGAGUAUUUUGCCGCCAGACUUUGAGGGUAAGACAAAGAUGAAGGAGUGGAUCUCAAGGUUGUCUAAAAUGGGGGCAGCAGAUGAGUUGACGGAACAACAAGCUCGACAGCUUCACUUUGAUCUUGAGUCCUCGUACAAUUCAUUUAUAGCAGCGUUGCCCACUGCUGGUACUUGACUGAAUUGGGUAAGGCUUUAUUAGAGUCCGAAAUGGGCUUGUACUUCAAUUUGGUUCCAUAUAUUCAUCAGCUAUUGUUGAGUGUUGUGUUCUGUAAUCCCCUUGAUAUUGGAGACACAUGGCUUCCUCAAGUAACAUAUUGUUUUGUUGAGAGGUGAUA